This is a messenger RNA of Eucalyptus grandis, 1858 nucleotides long. Its product is annotated as 7-deoxyloganetic acid glucosyl transferase. The coding region runs from base 234 to 1673 and encodes 479 amino acids. NCBI's taxonomy places the organism in Eukaryota, Viridiplantae, Streptophyta, Magnoliopsida, Myrtales, Myrtaceae. The transcript has 3 exons. Gene Ontology annotation, molecular function: UDP-glycosyltransferase activity. The record is from RefSeq and is a predicted model, not a curated record.
CGUGAAGGUAUCUAACUUCUACUCCCACACAUUCAAACAUUAACACUGAGCGACUUGCUGCGCGAUUCCCAACAUUUUUGGGAUAAUUUUGCGUAAGGUAGCGGAUCUUGUCCUUGAAAGUGAAGAUAAAAUUCUUUCCAGAACUCAUCUCCACUUCAAAAAGAGGGUAAGGAGGCGACUAUUUCACUAGAAAAGGGGAACACGAAUCCAAUCAUAGGAUCCAAAAGACCGCAAUGGAUCCACCGCCUACUCCUCCUCCCCAUGUCGUCAUCUUUCCUUUAGCUGCUCAAGGCCAUGUGAACUCCAUGCUCAAGCUCGCUGAGCUUCUCGCCCUGUCCGGCCUCCGCAUCACCUUCAUCAACUCCGAACACAUCCACCAUCGCCUCCUCCAACAUGCCGACAUCCCAGCCCGUUUCGCUGCCUACCCGGACUUCCAAUUCAAGAUCAUAUCAGACGGCUUCCCGAUACACCACCCGAGGCCCAGCGACCACUUCUUGACCACAUUCGAUUACGUCAAAAGCAUAACCAAGCAGCUGUUCGAAGAGUUGGUGUCAGCUCCGGAUCGGCCUGUGACCUGUAUCAUUGCGGAUGGGAUCCUGACCUUCACCAUUGAUUUCGCUGGAGAUCUCGGAGUUCCAGUCAUCGCGUUCCGGACGAUAAGCGCGAGUUGCUUCUGGACUUAUUUCUGUAUUCCGCGCAUGAUUGAGAGUGGAGACCUCCCCAUCAAAGGAGACGAAGACAUGGACCGUGACGUGACGAGCGUGCCGGGCAUGGAGGACAUCCUCCGGUGCCGAGACCUGCCGAGUUUCUGCCGAGUUGCCGACCUCUCCGACUGGCUCCUCCAGUAUGUGACGACGCAGACCCUCCAGACCACCGGAGCCCGAGCCCUCAUCCUCAACAGCUUCGACCACCUGGAGGGCCCCGCCAUUUCCCAGAUUCGAACCCACUUCCCCAACCUCUACACAAUCGGCCCUCUCCACUUGCACCACAAAUCCAGACUCUCGUCGUCAUCCCCGUCGUCUCCACCACCAUCGUCAGCAAGCAACAGUCUUUGGGAAGUCGACCGUAGUUGUAUCUCUUGGCUCGACAAGCAACCUCCGAAGUCAGUCAUCUACGUGAGCUUCGGGAGCAUCACGACUCUUACCAGACACGACUUCACGGAGUUCUGGUACGGCCUCGUGAACAGCGGGAGGCGCUUCCUGUGGGUCAUACGGCCGGACUCCCUCGCCGAUGGCGGCAACGGUGCGGUCCCGGUCGAGCUGAGGGAGGCGGCGGCGGAGAGGGGGUGCAUCGUUGGGUGGGCCCCGCAGGAAGAGGUCCUGGACCAUGGCGCCGUCGCGGCGUUCCUGACGCACAGCGGGUGGAACUCGACGCUGGAGAGCGUGGUCGUCGGGAAGCCGAUGGUGUGUUGGCCGUUCUCGGCGGACCAGCAGUUGAACAGCCGGCUGGUGAGCCACUUGUGGAAGGUGGGGCUCGACAUGAAGGACGUGUGCGACAGGGAGGUGGUGGAGAGGAUGGUGAACGAGGUGAUGGGGGAGAGGAAGGAGGAAUUCGCGGCGGCGGCCGGCGACUUGGCGAGGAGGGCGAGGGACGCCGCGAGCGAAGGUGGGUCCUCGUGGGAUAAUCUGGACCGCUUGAUUGAGGAUAUAAGGUCCAUGAAGCCCACUAGCUGAAGUCCAACGUUGUCUUGUGAUUUCUUCCGUUAUUGAAGUAUAGGAUUCCUAGAAUUCCAAAAGUUCGAAUAACAUACACCAAUGGAUACUUGUCGGUGUUUCUUUUAAUGUCUCAAUCUCAUAAUCUGGAUCAUAUUGUGGUGGUAAAUAGACGCAAAUAUUAAUGGAGGCAAUCUUUAUUUUCA